This is a messenger RNA of Helicoverpa armigera (cotton bollworm), 2688 nucleotides long. RefSeq names its product zinc finger and BTB domain-containing protein 24. The transcript is spliced from 5 exons. NCBI's taxonomy places the organism in Eukaryota, Metazoa, Arthropoda, Insecta, Lepidoptera, Noctuidae. Bases 104 to 1261 code for a protein of 385 amino acids. Gene Ontology annotation, biological process: regulation of transcription by RNA polymerase II. Gene Ontology annotation, cellular component: nucleus. Gene Ontology annotation, molecular function: DNA-binding transcription factor activity, RNA polymerase II-specific; RNA polymerase II transcription regulatory region sequence-specific DNA binding. The record is from RefSeq and is a predicted model, not a curated record.
UGUCACUUUACAUUCCACAAUCAUUUUCAUUUUCGUCGUUGUUUUCGGCUAUUUUAACCGCUGAAAAACUCUUCAAAUACUCAAUUGCAGCGAACAAACAACAAUGUUUCGUUAUCCCAAAGACUUCGCGUUUCAACCGCGUGAAGCAGUCAGUAAAAAUAAAGAGGUUUACGGAUUUUCGUGUGAUUUAUGCGGCAAAGGGCCUUGGUGUAAUGAAAUUGAUUUAGAGAUACACAGAAAGCAUUCACACAAAGGGGACUUAAUCCGAGCUUUGAAAGACCGAAACGUUCACAUGUGUUCGAUCUGUCUCCGAGUCCAGAAAGACAAAUCAACGCUCAUACAACACAUACUAGUAAACCACUUAUGUUCAGCACCAAACGCCACCCGAAUUAACCGGGAAACUUUUAUAUGCGACCACUGUAAUUGCAUAUUCUUCAACAAACAAUUACUAACCUUACAUAUAUACCACUGGCAUUUACCCAAGACUACAAAGAUAAAACAACUAAAAAUAGCCUGCCCGAAAUGUGAGAAAUGGAUUCGGACAAAAUCGGCAUGGUUCCAUUUAUUAUACCAUGGAGUGUUCAGCGUCUCAACUUGCCCUAUCUGCUUAGAAAUCUAUGAUAACCGAACCGAGUUGACACAGCAUUUAAAAACCCAUCCCGGGUAUUUUAACUGCAAUAUAUGUGCGUUUGAGACAACAAAAGAGUGUUAUUUGAACAAUCACGUGGCUAAGCAUAAGAAGUCUGUAGUUUACAAUGACGGAGAAGAUGUUUCUAGGUUUUUUGUACCGCAAAGUCUACAGCCGUCUUUAAAUAAUAGGAUGCAUAAUGUUUUUAAAGGAAUACCGUUGGCUAAUGAAGUGAGAUUGUGCGUAUUAUGUAGAGCUUUAUGCUUCGAUGAAGAUGAAAUGAGAGACCAUAUACUAGGAGAGCAUAGCCCAGAGGAAAAAGAAAAGAGUAAGAUAUACCAGUGUACUUGUAAAGAGGUGUUCUUUAAUAAUGUACUGUUGAAACACCACAUUUUUAAGAUGAAGGGAGAUCAUCGGGCUUGGGAUGGUGUUACGCCUUUACCGGAAGAGGAUGUAGAAAACCAAAUUGUUUUACAAGUUUAUGAACUAGACGAUCCUUCUUCAACGGUCGGUAAAAUAAUUAUCCAAGGCAUACCAAACGAAGAGGCAUUUAGUAUCGAAGAUUCUAACAGUCAACCAGAAGAAACAUACUCUAGUAAAGAUUUACCAGAUAUUAAUCAAAUGGAAACCUAGCAUUUGGCAAAAUUUUUGAAAAUAUCAGAUCAUCCUUCAUCAACUUACAAGCAAAAUUAUAAUUCAAGACAUCCAGAAUCAAGUCGCUUCCAGUAUUGAAGAUUCUAAUAAUCAACAUAAGUUAGUUAAGAACAUUGGGCAAGUACCUAUGUUAAGUUUUAUAUGUAGAGAACAAAAUGACUAGCGGAGAUGUCAGAACGCAAAAUCUCCUAAGAAAGUAGCGACAACAUGCGGGGCGAGGGGGACGAGGAACGUUACUGACUCCUCCCUUAUAUGCCCACUUUUUUGUAAGUCUUCCACAGAUGUCUACGAACCUAAACGCUUCGUAAGUUCACUAGUAACUGAUGGUUUUGGUCAUGCCUGACGUGCGUUAUUUGACCUACAAGAAGACCUGACCUACCUGCCUAUGGCUUCUCCGCUCAACUUUCUUUUCUCCGUGAUUCUAUAUAAGAUAUUGUUCUUUUAAUAGGUUUUAUAUCCCACUACCGUUUUAUAGAUUUUUAAUGCGUAAUAUGUGGUAUGAGUCCAAAAAACUGACAUUUUAGGGGCCUAUAGUUGCUCCGUAUGUAUCAAACGCAAAUUUUGUUUUCGUUCAGUAAAAUGAUUUUCAAGUUAAUAUGGAACCUGGUGUACGUUUCUAGCAAAGAGUAUACAUAUACUACGUAAGAAUAUACGGGACUUCCAUAGACAAAAAUAAGCUUAUGAAACGUCAAACAAGAUGCAGAAUAGCCAACUUAACAAAAUCAAAAAUCAUUUAUUCAAACUUGGCUGCAAGACAGCACUUUUUGAACGUCAGGAAUUUACAAAAGACAGCCCCCAAAACGCCCGCCCUUCACCACUUCCUAUGUGUUUUUGCUGGGAAGAAGUGGCGCAACAAACUCCCCAGCAACACAUGUCUGUCUGUAGGUUAGAAGAACCUUUCAACAUUGUUUGAUAUACUACAACAGCGACUCCCGUUGCGGAACGUACCUGUUCUAGAUCACCGAACAAUUUUAUUCGUGUUCGCAUUUGAUUGCACCCUUUCAGUAAGAGCCCUGCCUCACUAAGACGCCAUGGCGACGUCGCCAGCGGCGCAGGCCUGGCUACUUUUGGCAUCCAAAGGUCGCCAAUUCGAGUGGCCAUGGCGUCCCGGCAGUCAAUUGUUUACGUUGCCGCUGAAGAAAUUGCUCGCUGACUGGCGAUCACACUGGCGACUGAGUGAGGGAGGUGCACUUUACCGCUUAGAUUAUAGUGGCAACCACGCCAACGUCGCCAAGCUGCCAGAGUAGCCAGAAGCCACGUAGCGAAAUGUAGAUCGUGGCCACGCUUCCAAUUUGGCGACGUUGCCAAACCGUCGCCAAGUGAGUUAGGUUCCAUACAUUUCAAUACUAAUGCUUGGAUACGUAGCCGGCGACGUCGCCAUUGGCGUCCUAGUGAGGCAGGGCUCU